This is a messenger RNA of Aspergillus versicolor CBS 583.65, 2115 nucleotides long. RefSeq lists its product as uncharacterized. NCBI's taxonomy places the organism in Eukaryota, Fungi, Ascomycota, Eurotiomycetes, Eurotiales, Aspergillaceae. The transcript is spliced from 10 exons. The record is from RefSeq and is a predicted model, not a curated record. Gene Ontology annotation, biological process: transmembrane transport. Bases 1 to 2115 code for a protein of 704 amino acids. Gene Ontology annotation, molecular function: oligopeptide transmembrane transporter activity.
AUGGCAGAACCAGACUCCAUUGACAACCUCCUGCGCGCCGCAGGUAUUGGUAUUGCUGAAGAUGACCCAACCGAGCCUGUUUUAACUCUCCGGAUGUUCUUACUCGGAAUAAUAUUUUGCAUCGUGGUCAGCGGCUUGAACACACUCUAUACUCUACGAACGCCGUCCAUCACGAUCUCUUCAUCCGUGGUGCUUUUGCUAGCCUAUCCAUUGGGAAAAUUAUGGGAGAAGACUGUUCCUAGCUGGACUGUGCCUCUGGGUGUGUGGUCGUUUAAUCUGAACCCGGGGCCGUUUAAUACCAAGGAACAUGUCUUAAUUUAUGUCAUGUCCAACCUCAGUAUUUAUGUUCGUCUUGGAGCAGACGUCCUCACAGAACAACAGAUGUUUUACGGAUACAGCGCCGGAUUUGGCUUUCAGUUCGUCAUCACGCUCGCCACGUUUCUGGUCGGAUUCUGCCUGGCCGGCCUGUGUCGCUCUAUUGCUGUCGUGCCGAAAGAUUUGACUUGGCCCGGGGUCUUUGGUGUGACUACCCUUGUCACAACACUACAUGGUAUAGGACAGAAGGAUACGCAAGCAAGAUACGAUACGUGGAACAUAUCCCGCUAUGCCUUCUUCAGUUUGGUAUUCUGCAUCUCAUUCUGCUGGUAUUGGUUUCCAGAUUUUAUAUUCCCUGCUCUGAGCAACUUCAACUUCGCUUGCUGGAUCAAGCCGAAAAGUGUGAUUGUCAAUCAGCUGCUGGGUGUGAAGAGCGGCAUGGGUCUUAUUCCUAUCACAUUUGAUUGGAGUCAAAUAUCAUAUCUGGGAUCACCACUGCUUAUUCCAUCAUGGGCUAUCUUUAAUAUCGCUGGCGCCCUUGUAUUUUGGAUUUGGGUUGUGGCUGUUGCUUGCUACUAUAGUAACAUCUGGAAUACGGGAUAUUUGCCGUUCCAAAGUUCUAAAGUGUUCGAUAACACGGGAGGCGUAUAUAACGCGACAAAAAUCGUCAAUGCUGUAUCUGGAUACACCCUAGAUGUUCAGAAGUAUCAAGAGUACUCGCCAGUGUACAUGCCUGUCACUUACGCGUUGAAUAUGUUUGGAUUGUCAUUCGCAACCCUAACUGCUCUUCUAGUUUGGGUUGUUAUAGAGCACUCGGAAAUUCUAGUUACCGCAAUGAAGAGACUUUCUAAGGGGGGCAAGCAGUUAUUAUCAGCUCUAUUCCUGUGCAUCCUCGGAGUUGAGUAUUGGGGGGUUGAGCUAAGGUGGUACGGUGUGCUGCUUUCUUGCGCGGUGGCUUUGAUCUUUUAUACUCCGCUAGCGCUUGUCUAUGCGACCACUAACCUAAAAAUCAACAUCGACAUCAUCUGCCGUAUCAUCGCGGGUGUUAUCUUCGAAGGCAAAGUUCUCGCAAACAUCUGGUUCUUCGACAUCGGCUACAUCACCACAAUCAAAGGUUUAUAUUUUGCCCAGGAUAUGAAACUGGCGUACUACAGCCAUAUCCCCCAGAAAUCGCUUUUCAUCGUGCAAUGCACAGGAAUGCUCUUCGGAACCCUCGCUUCUAUCCUAACACUAAACUGGUCUUUCGCGAACAUUGACUCUGUAUGUACUUCGGAAGCUCCCAAUGGGUUCUCAUGCCCAUUCUCCAGCACGCACUUUAACACCUCCCUGAUUUGGGGCGCGAUCGGGCCCCGUCGGUUCUUCAAAAAUAACUAUCGAGCAAUGUUUUAUUUCGCAAUCCUGGGUGCGCUCCUAGGUCUCCCGAUAUACAUUCUCCGGAGAAAGUAUCCGCGCUCCAAUUCGUUGUGGUCCAAGAUCCAUAUCCCGCUCUUCCUAGGCGGCUUGAACUACAUCCCACCCGCAACGGGUAUGAACUAUGGCAGUUGGGUUAUCGUAGGUCUUAUUUUCGGGUGGGUUAUCAAGAAGAGAUUGAGUGCAUGGUGGGGGAAGUAUAACUUUGUGCUGAGUGCGGCGCUGGACACGAGUGUCAGUGUCGCUGGUGUGGUUAUCUUUUUUGCGAUUUAUUUCUCGGGGGCUUCGAAGGGGUUCAAGUGGUGGGGGAACGAGGUUUAUAAAGAUACGUGCGAUUGGAAGGAGUGCCCAUAUCUAGAGGUUCCUGAGGGAGGGAGGUUUGGUGUUUGA